AUGUUGUUUGCUAAUCAGGCUCAGCAAGUGCUUCGUGAUGGGGCAUCGGAGGAGAAGGGUGAGCGCGCGCGUCUCAUGAACAUUAUGGGUGCUGUCUCCGUUGCAGAUAUGGUGAAAACGACGCUAGGCCCCAAGGGAAUGGAUAAAAUUCUGCAGGGCAUGGAUCGUGCUCAGAGUACGCGUGUGACAAAUGACGGUGCCACCAUCCUCAAGUCUCUUUUUAUGGACAAUCCGGCUGGGAAAAUUCUCAUAGACAUGAGCAGAACUCAGGACGAUGAGGUUGGUGACGGAACUACAAGUGUGACGGUGCUUGCUGGGGAGCUCCUCCGCAAUGCUGAGAAACUCCUUGAUCAGUCGAUUCACCCACAAACGAUAAUUGAAGGUUACCGCCUCGCAGCCCAGGUGGCCCGCGAAGCUCUUGUUGCCUCUUCUGAGGAUCAUGGCAACGACGAAAAGCUCUUUUACGAUGAUUUGUUGUGCAUUGCGAAAACUACUCUGAGUUCCAAAAUUAUCACGGUGGAAAAAGAGCACUUUGCUAAACUGUGCGUUGAUGCUGUUUUGCGCUUGAAGGGAAGCGGGAACCUUGAGAUGAUUAACAUCAUGAAAAAGCUUGGUGGUACACUUCGCGACAGCUACCUUGAGCCUGGUUUCUUACUUGAUAAGAAGAUUGGUACUGGCCAGCCUCGUUGCCUUGAAAAUGCGAAGAUUUUGGUUGCCAAUACCCCCAUGGACACCGACAAAAUCAAAAUUUUUGGAGCCAAAGUUCGCGUUGAUAGUGUGGCGCAACUUGCUGAGGUUGAGGCCUCGGAAAAGGAAAAGAUGAAGAAUAAAUGCAUGAAGAUUAUCAAGCAUGAUAUACACUGCUUUAUCAACCGCCAGCUGAUCUACAACUACCCUGAGGAAAUUUUCGCCCAGCACGGCAUUAUGGCAAUUGAACAUGCAGACUUUGAGGGUAUUGAGAGACUCGCCAAGGCACUUGGUGCUGACGUGAUUUCCCAGUUCGAUGAAACGGAAAAGGUCAAGUAUGGCUUCGCCGAGAAGAUUGACGAAAUCAUGAUUGGUGAAAGCACUGUUAUCCGAUUCUCUGGACUUCCUAAGGGUGAGGCAUGUACGAUUGUGGUCCGCGGUACGUCACAGCACAUCCUGGAUGAGGCAGAACGGUCUAUUCACGAUGCGCUCUGUGUUAUCUCUCAGACUAUCAACGAGACACGGACAGUGCUGGGUGCCGGGUGUUCCGAGUUUGUGAUGGCGCGUGCUGUAGAUGAAAAGGCCAAAACAACCCCAGGUAAAAAGCAGCUCGCUAUGAUCGCCUUUGCCAACGCUCUUCGCAUGCUUCCAGCUAUCAUUGCCGACAAUGCAGGCCUAGACAGUAAUGAUCUGGUAACACGGCUGCAGGCAGAGCACUACCAGGGUCACAGCACUUACGGCAUAGACGUCGUGAAGGGUGACGUGGCUGACGUGAAGGAACUGCGCAUCACAGAGUCAUUUAAGGUUAAGAGCUCCGUCCUGGGCUACGCUGCAGAGGCGGCAGAAAUGAUUCUUCGUGUGGAUGAUGUACUUCGGGCUGUGCCUCGCAAGCGGACUCAGUAA
Molecule: messenger RNA, 1590 nt
Organism: Trypanosoma grayi
Lineage: Eukaryota; Euglenozoa; Kinetoplastea; Trypanosomatida; Trypanosomatidae
Product: putative chaperonin containing t-complex protein
Exons: 1
Coding region: 1-1590 (529 amino acids)
Biological process (GO): protein folding
Cellular component (GO): cytosol; chaperonin-containing T-complex
Molecular function (GO): ATP hydrolysis activity; ATP binding; ATP-dependent protein folding chaperone
Source: RefSeq, a predicted model, not a curated record